GGGGGGGGGGUGGGGGGGGGGUGCUUAGAAUCCCUGUACUGGGCCCCUAUAGUUUAUGAGUCCCUUCAUCCAUAGGGCCCCUAACUAGCACAGAAGCUCUUGCUGACACUACGGUACACAUUGUUCUAUAUGCUGAAAUUUCCUUACUCGGGGCCCCUACAUUGACGGGGCCCCCCGCGGCCGCUCAGUCCGCGCACCGUUAAAUCCGCCACUGACUACAACGCGUGUGUGGUUGUAGUGUAUUGGAGCCGCGUUGUCUUUUAGGACACACUCGCCUUGGACGACUUCUCCUGCUGAUGAAGACAAUCAGAGUCAAUCAAACACGGCCAAAUAUACCGAUAAACCGCCUGCAACUAAAAAGAGAAGAAACACAGCCCCCAAUAAAGGUAAACUAUAUCUGUGGCGCGUACCCUUCUGCCUUCACCUGGCCGUUGGAGAAGACUACACGCCCUUAGCACAUCAAGGGAUUUUCGGUUUUCUGUGGUGGACCUGGCCUGUUUCCGUGGCAACCAAUCAAUAAGAUUUUGCCUCGUCGUGGUGUGUACCCUCUGGCAAAACAAGAAGCAAAAGCUCCAACUGCUCUCUCUCGGCUAAGGCGCGCAUACAUGUAGCGUGCAGGAGAAAAGGUGAGGCACGACAACAGCUAACAGUAGAAGGAACGGACCAUCAAGCGAAACGGAACGAUACAGGAGAAGCAGAAAGGGAUCUAAAAGAAGCGAAGCAGGCAGGCAGAAACCACCCCCGACGGUUGCCCUCUCCUGUAGUUGUUCCAAUCGAAUCCUGCUUCCUUUCAAUCUGUUGUCAUUCUGCUGCUGGCGUCGCUGUGUUGCCUUCCUCUUGUCUCUGUGCUCGUUGCCUCUGCCCGGUUUAUUGCCUUCCCAACCCUUUCCAAGCGAUUGUUUAAAAAUGGAAAAUAACCGACAGAAUUCGUCGCUGCGCUCCCCCCUCAAUGCCCCUUCCCCGCAACCCCUCCAUUUGACGGCACCAGCAGCAGCAGCGCGUCCUUCUUUCGUGUUCGUGAUGUGUCGUGUUCGUUACGGUUGGGUAAUUUUAUUCCUCUUCCUUGGAUAGCAGCAGCAGCAGCAGCAGCUCCACCACACUCUCCCCACCAGCCAUUCACACUCGACUCAGGCUUGUCACGCUGUCUCUUUCUAUGCUUCUCUCUCCCUUUCUUUCUCUCUCUCUCUCUCUCUCUCUCUCUAUCUAUCUAUCUCUUUCUUUCUCUUUCUGUCGCAGUUUCUGUUUGCCCUGCCUCACCUUUCAGGUUUUCGCUCUAUAUCCUCAUCUGUGUUAGAUCAACUCUCACACGGGAUAUCUAAAAAAAACCGUUGAGACCAUGGAGGAUCUCUCCAUCUCUGUCUCUCCCCAUUAGCCAUGUUUGUGUGUGGGGGUAUGUGUGUAUGUGUGUGUUCUUACGACUUCAGGGUGUACCAGGCUAAACCCGAUGGCAGAUAACAAAGCGUGGGGCAGGUGGCAAACGAAGGAGUAGCAGAACGGAUACCAAGCUGCGUCUUGCUCUGUUUUUCAUUCUCCAAUCUCCAGCAUGAUACGUUUGCGCAAGACCAGGGAAAAGGGAUGCUUGUGUCGUAGUCCGCACUCCAUCCACCCUCCAAUCCACCCUGCCAUCCACUCUGUGUAAAUAAUCUCUCGCACAACUCCCUGACAGCAACUCCUUUUCGUUACCGGAGUCACUUUCCGCGCCAUAUUGUUGUAUUGUGGGCUUUUGAUGAUUGAUUAUGGCGUACGUGUAUAUAUAUAUGUCUGUGUAUGUGUUUAUGGGGUGGGAGGGUGUUCGUUUCCGUAGCAGCGUGCUAUGCUACUAUUCCUUUGCUGUAGGGGAUGAUGUGUGGAUAAAUGGGCUUGAGGAGGCGUACGGUGGCACACUGUGCUGGGUGGAAGAGAAUGUACAAAUAAAGCGGGAGAAUAUAUCACAAAGGGAAAGGGAUCUGACGGCGCGUACAAUCAUGUCAUCUCGAACGAGCGAAUCCAGUUCUUCGUUUUGGGAUUGGAUGGGAUUGUCUUGCGAUGCGCGCAGACACCACGCAGCGACCAGCAGCGGCAGAAGCUCCGACAGCAGCCAAUCAUGUGUGACCGAGCCUACGAAAGAGAAAGAGAGAACAGAGAUCAACCAGACAGCAGGGACGCAGACACAAGCUAUGGAACAGAGCUAGCAGGAGGCAGCGCAAAAGAGCCUUAUUGGUUGAGCGUGUAUGAUGGGGAGCGACGCUGUGAGGACAUCUUUUUGGUGUGCGCCAGCUGCCGCUGCUGCAGCUAACCGUACAAAGGGAGAGAUUGUGCUUGCGGGGGUGAUUUUUUUUUUUCAGAUAGAUCCCGAAGCGAGAAUACUCACAGUCUUCAAAAGGAGAUAGCCUAUAAAGGCUAGGGCGUGCAUGAGCAGCUUGCUCGGGCUUCAACAAACCAAACCCUGGGAGAGAGCCAUCGCUGCUUGUUACGUAUCGAAUCUACCCCGCAAAAUGCAAAGGGUGUGUGAGAUGUGAAAAUGGAUGGCGAGCGCAGUUGAACUCUCUCUCUCUCUCUCUCUCUCUCUCUCUCUCCCUGUAUUUAUCUCUCUUUCCUCCAUGCGAGAAAGGCUACUGUUGCUGCUGCCGUGCUCUAGGAUACAAGAUCACGCUCCUCUUGUAGUUGCUCUGCGCUCUCACGUGCGCUCUCCGGUGCGCUCAGCUCCUAUUUAUCGUCCGGGUCUUAGCAGCUUCGGCUGCUUUCGACCUCGGUUCAGUCUGGGAUGCGAGCUUCAGGUGAGAAGAACGUACGCGCGUGUGUGUGUGUGCGCACGGUGUGUGUGUACGGCCGGAACGUUCCGCGCAGCAGCUCUAGAGCAAACAGGAGGGGCUCACCUACCCGCUCACAGUGACGGGACAGAGAGUGGCACGAUCCUGGCACCUGGGACAGAACUAUCGCGUAUGGGGUACUUGGUGAAGCUUCCCGUUGAUUGCAACUCCUCUGUGUACUGAAACUCCUUGCUACUAGUGAGUUGUUUGCUGUGAAUAGUGUAUAAUUUGAUGUGAAUAGUGUGGGAAAGGUGUGAUUCUGUUCAUUGAAGUAUAGCUGGAGCGUGAUAUUUGUCAAACCCUGUCACUCCUGUUUGAGGAGACUACUCAGCCUGAAGAAGACAUCUUCAACAUUUCUAACAAUCAAAUUGAAAACAUUGCAAAAAAAAAAAUUUGAAGAGUAGUAGUCCCGUUUUGGGAAGCUCACAAUAAUCAUGGACGUUGAAAGUAGUAGCGUGGCGAGUGCUGCCCCCACGACAACUCCCAUCGGACUUGGCACCACUGACGGUGGGUAUCUGUGUGCGGUGGUCAAAGCCGAGCGGCCGGAGGACACAGAGUCACCGCUAAGCGCCACAGAGCACUGCGCAGCCGAUGGGAUGGCGUUAGCGUCGGCGGAAGCAGUAUCGUCAUCAUCGUCUCCGGCCGACGCGCUCGAGGUCGCCAAACAUUCCGCGGACAGUGGCGAUGAGGAAGUCGUCGGCAACAGCAACAACAGCACGGCGGCGGCACUGCUGGCCGAAGGACACAGCCGCUUUCAUCAGGCCCGACAGCAGCGCCACAGUAGCAGCAGCAGCGGCGGCGGCGGCAGCGGAAGCAGCAGCAAUCGGCAGCGGGGCGAGCAUCUGCACCAGCUCACCGACGACAUGCUGCGGCGGAAGACGAUGAACAACAACAGCAGCACCGUGCCGAACAACAACAGCAGCAGCAGCAGCAGCAGCAACCGCGGAGGUGUCGGCAAGCGGUCGCUCGAAUCGACGGCGGAGAUGCUGCUGCAGCAGCAGCGGCGCCAGGCCGCGGCUGGCGGCUCUUCCACGGUUGGCAAGCAGCAGCAGCAGCAGCAGCGGCGCGUCGACGACGAGGACGAGGAAGACGCCGAGCGGACGACGCCGGCAAAGACGCCCGAGUACACCUGCCCGAUCUGUAACGCGGUGUCGCACACGCAGCGCGCCUUCACCGAUCACCUCCGGCUGCACAAUGCCGAGUCCGAGUCGGCGGCGACAGCCGUCGCGUCCGCCAUCUUCUGCUGCAAGAUCUGCUCGAAGGUGCUGUCGUCGGCGUCCUCGCUCGACCGGCACUUGCUGGUGCACACGGGCGAGCGGCCGUUCAACUGCAAGUACUGCAGCCUCACGUUCACCACCAACGGGAACAUGCACCGGCACAUGCGCACCCACAAGUACCCGUCCGGGCGGGACAGCUUCGAGAGCGAUGCGGGCGGCGUCGGCACCGUCGGUACUGGUGGCGGCGGGUCCUCGUCCGAUGGAAGCGGCGGCGGUGGACACAAAGCUGGGCGUGGACGCGGUGGUCCGCCGGCAGGUCGCCACUAUCGCAAGAAGAAGGAGGAGGAGGAGGUGGACGAGGACGAGGACGCCGACGAGGAGGAGGACUAUCGGCAGCCAAAGAAGAGGAAGCGCGCCCUGUUUGAUGCCGGCGAGCAGCAGCAGCAGCAGCAGCAGCAGGACGAGGACGAGGGCGAGUUCGAGGAGGGUGACGAGGAGCUGGUCGGUGGCGGCAAGCGGAAGGCGACGCUGGGAGGCGAGCGGACCGCGCAGCAGUAUCGCAAGGUGCGCACCAUCAACAACAACCUGCUCGAGGGCUCGGUGGUGGAGAGCGGCCAGCGCUACUGCUGUCCGGUGUGCGUGCGGAACGAUUUCGCGAGCAUGCUCAGCCUGGAGCAGCACCUCGACCGGGAGCAUCCGACCAUCCCGGCCAAGUGCCGGCACUGCGAGAUCGUGUUCCGCAGCCACAAGGCGCUGAAUGCGCACCGGUGCAGCAACAACAACUACCAGAACAUUACGCCCGGCUUCAAGGAUCUCACGUUCGUCGACUUUUCCAGCGAGAAGUUCCCGCUGAUCGCGAAGAACCUGUGCGAGCAGAGCAUCCGGACGCCGGUGACGAGCCAGAAGUACGAGUGCGGCCGCUGCUACCGGGCCUUCCCGUGCUCCAAGACGCUCUCGAUGCACUCGGCCGACUGCUGCGGAGCGGGCAGUGGAGAGCGCGGUGCCGCCCACGCCGGAGGGCGCCGGCGCAAGCGAGCACCGAGCGAGUCAGACUCGUCCGAUGUGUCCGGCUCGGAUGUGGGCUCGGGCUACGACGGGCGCGGCAAUCAUCGAGCCCUGGACGAGGAGCAGCAGCAGCAGCAGCAGAGGCAUCAACAACACCUCGAGGGGCACCGAGCCGGUCAACAAGGACAGCAGCAACAACAGCAACAGCAGCAACAUCCCGUAGACCUACGCCGGGAGGACUUCUUCGCCAAUCUGGAUCUGCAGAACCGCUCCAGCACGGUGUCGGAAGCUCCGACGACGCCCUCCUCCCUGGACAAGUCGUUCUCGUCGCCAGUGCCGGCCCUGAAGCAGGAACCGCUCGCUUCGCCGACCGGUGCUGGUGCGACCUCCACCGCCCUGCCCUCCUACUACUCCUCCAACAUGGCGCUCUACCACGCGCACCAGCAGCAGCAGCAGCAGCACCAGCAGAUGGUAGACAGCGGCAAAGAUCUGGCCGACAUUCAGUCUAUCCUGAACGUGACCAAGCUGGGCGGAGGCGUCAUUGGCCGCCAGCUGGACGGGGGCAGCCAGACGCCCCUGUCCGGCCUGCUGGACGCGGCCCUGCUCAAGGACGGUGCCGGCAGCGACAGUGGCAUGUACGCCCACUCGACCGGGUCGCGCGACGAGCCGGAGGAGGCGCAGGACGCGUUCACGGCCGAGUUUCGCCGCAUGAAGCUGCGCGGCCAGUUCCCGUGCCGCAUCUGCACCGCCGUCUUCCCGAACCUGCGCGCCCUCAAGGGCCACAACCGGACGCACGUGUCGGCGGCCGGCCCGGGCCCGUACCAGUGCAACAUGUGCCGGUACGUCGUGAGCGACAAGGCGACGCUCGUGCGCCACAUGCGCACGCACAACGGUGACCGGCCGUACGAGUGUGCGAUCUGCAACUACGCGUUCACGACCAAGGCGAACUGCGAGCGGCACCUGCGCAAUCGGCACGGCCAGACGACGCGCGAGGACGUGAAGCGCGCCAUCAUCUACCACCCGUCCGAGGAUUCGUCCUGUGACGAUCCGCUCAAGAAGCUGCAGCUGUUCAACACGCCGCCGCUCGACGGUACCUACACGCCGGGGACGAUGCUUGCGGGCAGUGGCGGUAGUGGCGGUGCCACCUAUCAGGACGAGCUGGCCGAGGCGCGCAGCAGCACGCCGCUGCCGUCGCAACAGCUCAAGGACAUGCUGAUGCCGCCGCUGCCGCUUAGCUUUGUGCAUCAUCAUCAUCAUCCCCUGCUCGACACCAGCCUGCUGCUGCAGACGCCCCCGAGCGGGGGCGGCAGCAACGGUGCCGGCGGUGCGUUCGGCUCAAGCGUGGCCGCCAAAAUACAGGUGAAAAGCUUGGAAAAGCUGAACCAGCUAACGCCCCCGCAGGACGAGGACGAUGCGCUCGACGAGGACGACGACGAGGGGCAAGAGGAAGAGGAGGAGGAGGAGCAGGAGGAGGAGCAGCACGACGGCGGCGGCGAGCCGUUGGAGCAAAAGCCGACACUGUUGGGCCAGAAGGCGUCGGCAGAGGACGCAGCCGUGCCGUCGCACCGUGCCGGAAAGCAGUCGGUAGUGGAGGCCGCGACCGUGCACCCGCGGCCAAUCGAUCUGAGUAUGGAUGCGCUCGAUCUGAGCAAGAAAUCGACCGUCGCUGGCAACCGCAAGGCCGCCGCCACCGCCCCGACACUCUCGACCGACGGUGAGGAGGAGGACGAUGACACGAUGGCAUCCCAGCUGCACCAGCUGCGCCACCAGCAGCGCGGCCACAACGGGGUGGAGGGCGAGGCGCGCAAGCAUGCGGCCAGCGGCGGCACCAAAGCUCAGCAGCCGCUGCCGAAGGAGCCGACCGAGCUGGACGAGGGCAGGGCGGAGCUGCCUAAGCUUUCCAAGGUCAAUCUCGCCCAGCAGCAGCAACAGUUCCAGCUGUUCAACGACACGUUCGCGAAGCUCGAUCCGAUGAACUUCUUCCAGUUCUACCAGCUGUACAACUCGCUGCAGCUGCCCUCCUUCCCACUGCACGCGUCUCCCUUCCUGCAGAACCACAUGCUGGCGGGGUCGGCGGCCGCGCUUGGUGAGCUGUUGAGCAAGGACUUUGGGCUCGGCGCACUGCCGAACCUUGCCGCAGCGGCGGCUGUCUCGGCAGCUGCCGCUUCGACGGGCGGCAAUGGCGGCGGCGGCGGCGUCGGUCGCAAUCCCCACCAUCCGCUGCUGGGGAACCCGUUCUACCCACCGCCGCUGACUGAUACGCCCCCGAACAGCGUUACCAAGUCGGGCGACUGUGUCGAGCUGGGGACGGCCGCCACCGUGCCCACGCCGAAGCAGCUGCUAACGCCUUCUUCGCCCUCGCCGCUGGCGACACCGAUCGACGGCGGUAGUGGGUCGUGCGGUGGCACCACCGGCCUGACCAACAAGCAGCUCUCCUCGCUGCAGCAGCAGCAGUCUCGCGGGGCCAGCGGGUCGCCCGUCUCCUCCUCUGCAGCACUGGCGGCGGCGGCCGCUGCGGCCGCUGCUGCCAGCUUUGGCGUCUCGGCCGGUGGCGCUAGCGGUCCCGGUUCGGCCGGCGUCGGUCCAGUGAAGAUGGUGAUCAAAAAUGGCGUCCUGAUACCGAAGCAGAAGCAGCGCCGCUACCGCACCGAGCGGCCGUUUGCGUGCGAGCACUGUUCCGCGCGGUUCACGCUGCGCUCGAACAUGGAGCGGCACAUCAAGCAGCAGCACCCGCAGUUUUGGUCCCAGCGGCAGCGCGGCGGCCAUCUGAUUCGUCGCAGUACCGGCGGCGGUGGAGGAGGAGGAGGAGGAGGAGGAGGAGGAGCAGGAGGAGCAGGAGGAGGAGGAUCCAGUAGCAACAGUAGUGCGAGCAUGGUGGCGGCUGCCAACAGCUCCGUCGGUUCGCUGGUGUCCGCCCUCCAGGACGCUUUCGGUGGGGCAGGCAUGCACGGUGGCAACGCCGGAGGCGGCGCGGGCGCCAUCUCAGACCAGGUGAAGUACGCCAUCCUGGCCCAGCAGUCGGGCAAGGGGUCGGGUGCUAUGCGCGGUAGCGGUGGCAGUGGCAGUGGGCAGGAUGCGAGCCAUCUGAACCCACUGCUGCACAAUAUGAUCGUGCAGGGUGCGGCAGGACAGUGGAAUCAGCAGCAGCAGCAGCAGCAGCAGCAGCAGCAGCAGCGUCUGAACCACCAUUACAGUCAGCACCAGACGCCCGUCAUGUCGGCUGCUCUGGCCGGACGACGCCUGGCUGGUGGAGCGCGCGGCGAAACCGAAGAGGACGACGAGGAGGAAGACGAUCGGGGCCAAGAGCGACCGUACGAGGGGGCCACACCGAUCGUGGGUCAACGGUACCGUCGCCGUCGCCGCCGGCUGCAGUCGCAUCUCGAACAGGACAGCGAGUUUCUGCGCCGCAGCUACGACGAGACGAACGCCUAUCGAAUGGCACUGAAGGAGGAAAAGGAGGAGGAGGAGGACGAUGAGGAGCAGACAGUAAGGCAAGAACAGCGGGAGACACUGCUAGAGGAGCAGCAGCAGCAGCACUACGACCAAGAGCACGAUGAAGAGGAAGAGGAGGAGGAGGAGGGUGCAGCACCAGGUGCGCUGGAAGAAGGCGACGAGGAGGACGAGGAGGAAGAUGCGCAGCUCGUGAUUGACGAGGAAGAGCGGGACGAGUGUGGGGAGAAGAAGAUGGCGAAGUUGCAGAUGCAGGAUGUGCCGCCCACGCCGGCCACCUCGGAGCAAGAGCUCGGACCGACCGGCGGUAGCGUUGGUCACGAGCAGCAGCAGCACGGCAGCACCUUGAACCGCAUCCUGAAGCAGAAGCUGGAAGAGCAUCGCUCAAUCGGGGACGCUGGGGAUACUAAUAAGGGGCAGGAACAGAAGCCGACAGUUCCGCAGCAGCUCGCAGGCAAGCGGCAGCAUCAAUCGUCGGCGGCUACCGGUUCGGCCACCGGAUCCCGCAAGGCAUCGUGUGGCAGUACCGGCAGCGUGACCAAUGCCGACGAAGCUGGCAGCGCGAGCAGCGACCUGGUGCCCGUGUCUAAGCUGCUCGACAACGCAACGAACCCCGCGCUGGAAAGCUACUUCAGCCGACCCGAGGUGCAGGUGCCACUGUCGCAGGAUCACAGCGAUGAGGAGGGCCUGGUGGCGUCCGGUUCCGCGUCCGAGAGCAACAACUCCGGCACGGACGACCCGAACCCGUCGGCGGUGGCCCUCGCGCACCAGGAGCAGAAGAAGAAGUCGGCCUACAGCCUGGCGCCGAACCGGGUCAGCUGCCCGUACUGCCAGCGCAUGUUCCCGUGGUCGAGCUCGCUGCGCCGGCACAUCCUCACGCACACCGGCCAGAAGCCGUUCAAGUGCUCCCAGUGCACGCUGCUCUUCACGACAAAGUCGAACUGCGACCGGCAUCUGCUGCGCAAGCACGGUGACGUCGAGUCGGCCGUCUCCAUACCGGUGCCGAUCGACGAUCUGCUCGAUCCGAAACCGGAACCGAUCCCGGUGGCGGUGGCCGAAGCGAUGUGCAAGAUGAUAACCGGCAAGGGCAGCCGGUCCGGUGCUUCUUCUUCGUCGGCCAGGACAGAGUCACAGCAGCAGCAGCAGCAACAUCAGGCACUUCCGGUGGGCUCCGCAGACGAAGACGACGAACCGCAGGCUGACGCUUCCAACGAGGAGGCCAAAAACGAGCCAAAAAACGAAGGCAGUGGAAGGCGGGGAAGCAGCGUGGUGUCGGGCGAUGCUGAGCUACCGCCAAAGUUUGCGGGCGACAAAAAGAAUGGCAGUGUGGGAGGGCGGCAGCAGGUGGCAGCGCACCGGGAAUCUGAGCAGCUGAAGGAAAAUGGCGACGGCGAAGCGGAACCUGCCCGGCACCACCACCAGCCGGACCAGGAAGACGAGUCCGACGGUGCCGCCCGGGAUACGGCGAUGGAGGAGGAAGACGAGGGCAAGGAGGAUGGCCGGUUAUCGGCGGCGGGAGGCUUCUCCGAUCUGCCGUACAAGUGCCACCUGUGCGAUGUGUCCACCGCCGAGCGUGUGUCCUGCCUGGAGCACAUCAAGCAGGCGCACCCGCAGGAGUUCACCACGCUGAUGGCGAAGGUGUCGCUGGAGACUGCGUCCGCGUCGGCGACCGAGAGCGAGGCGCACACCGGCUCCCCGGACGACGACGAGAGUGGCACCAACAACAACAAUAACAACAAUAACAAUAAUAACAACAACAACAACGGUGGCAAGUAUCUCGACUAUGCCAAUCGGAAGGUUAUCUGCGCAUUCUGUGUGCGUCGCUUCUGGUCGGCGGAAGACCUGAGACGGCAUAUGCGGACGCACUCCGGCGAGCGCCCGUUCCAGUGCGACGUCUGCGACCGGCGCUUCACCCUCAAGCACAGCAUGCUGCGCCACCGGAAGAAGCACUCGACCGGAAGCGGCGGCGGCGGCAGUAAUGGAAAUGCCUCCCCCGCCUCCUCCUCCUCGUGUUCGUCCGGGCGGCGCCCUAGUGCGGCUGGCCGUCGCACCAACAACCACCAGCAGCCGGACGUCCGCAGAGGGCAGUCGAACGGGCACGACGAUCCGAACAACAGCGGCACCGAUCUUACCGACGACGACGAGUAUGAAGACGCGGAGUGCUCCAGUCCACCAAUGUCUAACCACAGCCACCAGCAGCAGCAGCAGCAGCAGCAGUACGACUAUAACCACCAUCUCCACGAUACCGCUGCGGAGAUCCACACGGCGUCAGCAGCAGCAGCAGCAGCAGCAUCGGCCCCCAUUAUUGGAGGCAAGCGCUACCAGUCUCACUUCCAGCAGCCGCAGCAGCACUCGGAGCUGAUCGGCAACCUGCUCGGCAUCAGCGACCAGGGCAUCCUGAGCCGGGUGCUGCUAUCGUCCGCGUCCGAAGCUGCCAAGCUGCUCGGUGUGGACAAGUGAGACGCGGCUUGCUUGUUUGUUUGUUUGUUUUUGCUUUCUUUGUGUACAUUACAUUCCUUAUCGUUAAGCUUAGCAUGUAAGACACACACGGCGAAAGAAGAGGGCACAGUUUUAGCUACUACUUUUUAACACAAACGCAAAACACUCGAUACAUCGAAAAUGACUCAAGCGUAGCGUGCGCCAACUUUGAAGAGAGAGAGAAAAAAAACGUUGUAGCGGUACGUAGAAGUGCGCAAAGUAUUGUAUAAAUAUGUUUCUUUUUAACCAUGGCAUCCCCCGGGGCCACAGAUAGCGAGCACAUUAGUUGAAGUGUACUAGUUAUUAGAUGGAAUAGAUUUUUUUUUUGUUUUAUUAUUAUUAAAAUUAAUUGUGGUUAGAUAAUCGGAAAAUGCACGCGCGUAGCAUGCGGCAUUCCCCUCCCCAAAAGCAUAAUCAAAACUAAAAUAUUACUUAAUAUAUUUAUACUCCUAUAUUCUAACUUACAAUAUAUUGCACAGCUAAAUAUGAUUACGCCUUGGGUUCCAUUAGAGCACGUUUCUCGUAUUAGGCGGAGUGCAUGAAAGAUCAAAUAACCCAAAAGCGAGAAAAGGCACACUGAUAGCAACAUGCGUUGCUUUAAACGGUUUAAUUUUGAUAGCGCGUGCGGCAGUGUGUGAGCAAGCGUGCUAUUUCCCUGCCCAAAGUAAUUAUAACUUUUUGUUGCUUGAUUUUAAUUACCCUAGUAAGAUAGUGACCGCGCAAUAGUGUGUGAGUGCGUAAGCUGCAAACGUUGCGUAUCCUUAUUUUAUCUUUUGGUAGUACAUUAGCAGCUUAGGGCGAAAAUGUAACUUAUUUCGGAACGUAUCGAAUUGUGGACACCAACAGAACAUGUUGCACAAGCACACAGGCUAGGCCAUAAAACAAAAUGGAGGGAGAGCAGUACUGCUACUGCCUAGUUGCGGGUGUGGUUGCGUGCGUGAGAGUGAGUAGAUGAUCAAAGUGUCCUUUUUAAAGAGUUUUUUUUUUAAUAUCUUAUUUCUGCUGUUAAAUAUUUAUUUGCGUUCCGUUUUAUAAGGAAGAUCGUCAACAAGAGUUUUUUUUAACUAUUGUUUUUUUUUUUAAUAUAUAAAUACUACCUAACUGAUUAUGCUAAUAAGGAAUAUAAACGUACUUAAGGAAAAACAAAACGGAAACAUAGUCGUAAAAUACAUAACUGACAACAAUGCAGCUAUAAAGACGUUUUAAGUUAAAAAAAAAAGAACAACCAACGUGUCAAUGAAAUGUUUUAGCGACGUACAUAUAAAUAACAUACAAACGCACUUAAAAUAAGCUCCGGAACAAUCGGGAUUUUGUUUUUUACUGCAAAUGCUAUCGAAGUGCCUAUAACGUGUAAAGCGAGCCGGUAAUAAGGGGAUUUCCGUGUACUGAUACAUUUUUCAUUAAUUUCUGCCACCCCGUUAUCCUCCUCUGCCAUCAUACAGAAGUUUAAACGAAAACAAAUGUAAUAUCUAACAAUCGAUUUGACAAGAGCAAAGAAUAUCUGCGAAGCAUGUGCUAAGAGAGCCAACAAGGAACUGCUUGUUGUGCUUUGCCUAGAUUUCAGGUUGUAGCAAGCGCAAUAUAAUAUUAUGUAGCGAAUGUGUGUGUGUGUGUGUGUGUGGGUAGGCCUGAUACGAAUAUAGAGUAGGUGCGACAGCUAAUAACCACAUAUAAUGUAGAUUUACUAUCCUACCCUCCACCCCACACCCUCAACGUGUUAGUGUAUAAAAGCGAAGGGAAUAAGAAAACACGGAAAUUAACGAUCCUCAUCCAAGUCGAGAACAGCGUUUUUCGUAACCGUAUCGAAUUAACUUAUCAAAACACAACCGAACUCUCACUCUUAUUGUGCACCAAGUCAGCCAGCCCGGGGUUUAAUAAAAGGGAACAAACAUAUCCUGUUUACAAUGCCACAACAAAACUUGAGUAGUGCUGAUGUCCUGCAUAACUAGGCUCUCUAGCAGAUUGUUGGGAAUCCCCUACCCCACGCUUCGGAAGAGGAAGUAUCGUUCGAGUGAAAAAAAAACUGGAACUUCUUCAUAUAAUGCCAAUACGAGCCAAUAAGAGUACGAAUAAGAAAUAGUAGCAAGAAAGGGUGUGGUAUGUGGCGCGCGUGCGAGCGGGAUGCGAGGUGUGGAAAAAUACAGCAAUACGACCAAAGGAGUAACUGCAAGGUAGUAGUGUGGGUGCGAUAUGGCAAACGGAAUCGUGCUGAUCGAUCCCGAUUAGCGGCAUGAUCAUUAGUAAGCGAAACAAAAAAAAAUGCAAUACUUCUUAUAACCCCCGAAUAUAUUUAAUUUGAUGUGUUUACUAUUUAGAAACUAAAGUCUUAGUACGCCAAACCUAAUGCGAGAACCACACCGUUUUGAUAGGAGGAACACGUGGCCAAGCUAGUGUAUCGUAGGUCGCCUUUUGUUUACUUUGCAGUGCGACGGUGCGCCGUGUCAUUAAGGGUGUUUUAAAAAGCGAUUAUUUGUCUGUCUCUUUCUCGCACACAAUUAAACAAACUAUUCAGUAUAGACAAACAGCCCAAAGAUGAAGGAGAGCGCUCGAUGGGUGGGGGAUGAGCCACGUGUUUGCUUUAGUAAGAGUGUCAGAGAAAGAGGUUUGACUGCACGUGGGACGAUAAGAAUUCACUGCAAGUGCCAUUAAACUUACAACGACAAAACAUGAAAAAACGAAGUUGAGUCAAGAUUUUUUUAAAGGGUCACAAACAUGUAAUGUGGCAAGAGAGCGCAAUGAUCUGUAAAUUAUAUACAAUGAAUCAAAAAUCUAAUGAAAGGCAACACAAAAUGAAUGGAUUUGUUAUACCCUCCUGCAACGCAUUACUCACAAAAAGCAUACAUGUGCGUAUGUGUGUGCGUGUCCUACCUUUGCUCAUACUGUUUGGGACACGGUUUGGUAUUUCUCCUUCUCUCAAAUAGACCAUCUGCAUCUCCGUGUGCUGUAUGCAGCAUGCAGUUUGCAGAUACAACUUAGCUUGUAACGUUUUUCACUCAAGGUCUGGUCGUUUUAACACACAUUAUGCGUGUGUAAGUGUGUGUGUGUGUGUGUGUGCAGACAUAUGCUUCACUCUUAUUUAUGCCUUAAACAUAUUGUGUUCAGAGUCACUAAAAGAAAAAUAAACCCGUUAGUGAAGAAAGGGUCAGGGCAAGAGCCGAUUAUAAUUAAAAUGUAAUUUUCUCACAUACAUGAAAAUAUAGAUGUAGUGGAAUUGAGGUUAGAAACUGGAGAGGGACGCCCACUGUAACGUAGUUUGCCGUAGUGUAGUUGGAAGUAAAGAAAUCGCCAAUUCGGGGGUGGAAAGGAAUGUGUUGCCAGAACACACAACGAGACACUUACGUGCAUACCACAAUACUAAUCAUAUUCAUGACGCUAUUUAUGAUAAAAAAAAGAAAACAGAAUCAAUAAAAGUAAUCUAUAAAAUUGA
Anopheles coluzzii is the source of this 14366-nucleotide messenger RNA. RefSeq lists its product as uncharacterized. The transcript has 4 exons. The record is from RefSeq and is a predicted model, not a curated record. Gene Ontology annotation, molecular function: RNA polymerase II cis-regulatory region sequence-specific DNA binding; DNA-binding transcription activator activity, RNA polymerase II-specific. Bases 3224 to 10921 code for a protein of 2565 amino acids. Lineage: Eukaryota; Metazoa; Arthropoda; Insecta; Diptera; Culicidae. Gene Ontology annotation, biological process: regulation of transcription by RNA polymerase II. Gene Ontology annotation, cellular component: nucleus.